Phanerochaete carnosa HHB-10118-sp is the source of this 1227-nucleotide messenger RNA. RefSeq lists its product as uncharacterized. Gene Ontology annotation, cellular component: cytoplasm. Gene Ontology annotation, biological process: L-phenylalanine catabolic process. Gene Ontology annotation, molecular function: homogentisate 1,2-dioxygenase activity. Lineage: Eukaryota; Fungi; Basidiomycota; Agaricomycetes; Polyporales; Phanerochaetaceae. The record is from RefSeq and is a predicted model, not a curated record. The transcript has 10 exons. The coding region runs from base 1 to 1227 and encodes 408 amino acids.
AUGUGCUUGCAUUUCCUCACUUUUUGUUUCAGUCAAUUCUAUCGUAUCCAUCUUUCUGUCGUUCACCAGGGCAUUGUUAAGCGCAAGAAGCAGAACCCAUAUCUUGUUGCCAAAUUCUCCCUCAAUGACCCCAAGCAAAGUGCCACACCUGCUUGUGUCUCUUGGAGCCCGGAUGCUUUGCUGACAAAUGAGGCAGUUAACUUCAUCUAUGGUAUCAAGAUGAUGAUAGAGAACAGUAGCCUGAUGCUUCAGAAGGGCAUUGUCAUUCACACCUAUGCGUGCAAUGCAGACAUGGGCAAGGAAGCAUUCGUGAACAGCGAUGGAGACUUCCUCAUUGUGCCUGUACAAGGACGUCUGGAUAUUCAAACUGAGCUGGGCAAGUUGAUGGUCUUCCCCGGUGAAAUUGUGGUAGUCCAGCGUGGACUAAAGUGGAAAGUCACUCUGCCAGAUGGCAAGGCUAUGAGAUACAUCCAAGAGAUUUUUGGAAUGCACUAUGAGCUUCCUGAGCUUAGUGUUAUCAGCAGUCAUAGACUCGCCAAUCCUCACAACUUCAAACACCUGAUAGCUCAAUUUAACGUUGACCAGACAGCUUGGGAAGUUAUCUACAAGCUCGGCGGUCAGCUCUUCACAUGCAAGCAAGACCAUACGCCCUUCGAUGUUGUUGUGUGGCACAGAAACUACGUUCCAUAUAAAUACUACCUGGACUCCUUUAUCUCUCUCAGCAGCCUCACUCAGGAUCACGUUGAUCUGUCGAUUUGGACAGUCCUCAUGGUGUGCUCGAAGACCUUGGGUGUUUCACUUGCCAAUUUCGCAUUCAUGGGCGAGAGGUGGAAUGUCACAGACAAGACGUUCAGACCGCCUUUCUUCCAUCGCAACACUGCUUCCAAAAUUAUAGGGCUCAUCACUGGCGACUUUGAAUUCUCUGACAGCUUUAAGCCUGGUGCACUUCAACUUGAGACUAGGUUUGGUGCCCAUGGACCGGACAAUACCAUCUUUGAUGCAGCCUCUAACAUGGUGCUGAAGCCAAUGAAAGUCUUCGAGGGGAUGCACAUUAUUAUGUUUGAGAUGAGCAUGCUGAUGAGUCUCACUGAGUACGCCGCUAAAGACAACAGGUGUCAAUCCUAUAAAGGUGGGAACAAGGGUCUAGAGGCAAAAUUCUUGAAGCACAAGGAAAAAAUCCAGGCAGACCUGAAGGCGGCUGGCCUGGCUCUCAUCCCCGGCCUCUGA